Leptinotarsa decemlineata (Colorado potato beetle) is the source of this 1029-nucleotide messenger RNA. Its product is annotated as beta-galactosidase-1-like protein 2. The record is from RefSeq and is a predicted model, not a curated record. Gene Ontology annotation, biological process: carbohydrate metabolic process. Gene Ontology annotation, molecular function: beta-galactosidase activity. NCBI's taxonomy places the organism in Eukaryota, Metazoa, Arthropoda, Insecta, Coleoptera, Chrysomelidae.
AGGAAGUACUAGCUUUGGUUUCAUGAGUGCUGCGAGUAUGUCAAGCCAUAACAACAAUUCGGGUUUAUUGCCUGAUACUACUAGCUACGAUUAUGAUGCACCAAUAUCCGAACAUGGAGCAACAUCAAAAAAAUAUGAAUUCAUAAAAGAAGUCAUUAAUGCCCAUAAUAAAGUCAAAACCAAAAUUCCAAACCCACCAGUCCUGAAACCCCUUGUUAAAUAUGCUGACCUCAGACCUGAAGGGCAAUUGCUCAUUUCAAACGUGGUGGAUCGAUUUGGAACCAAAAUAGCUAGUAAAGAUGUUAUUCCCAUGGAAAAGCUUGAUAUCAACCAUAAUUCAGGCCAAAGUUUUGGAUAUAUUGUAUAUCGUAAAACCAAUCUGCAUAUUUCAGCACACAGUGUUCUCAAAAUUUCCGGUUACGUACGAGACACAGUAUUAGUGUUGAUAAAUGGUCAACUGGUUUCUCCACCUCCAAAAAAUGAAAGUGACGUGAAUGGUUUCGGUUUCUGGAGGUUACAUGAUUCUACUUUGACUCUGAGUAACAUAGCGCUUGAGGGAGCAACACUAGAUCUAGUUGUUGAAAAUUUUGGGAGAAAUACUUUGGGUGCGAUAAUUCCUAAAGGUCUCACUGAUCCUGUUUACCUAAACAAUGUUAAGAUCACCGAUUGGCAAAUUGUACCACUCGAAUUCAAAAAAUCCUGGAAUAAUGCUUUGAAUGGGUGGCACCCGGUAAAUGGAAGAGACAAGGUCUCAGCACUUUAUAAGUUCAAGUUGAAUAUUGAAGAUGAACCCUCUGAUACUUAUUUGGAUAUGCGUGAUUGGAAAAAAGGUAUAACUAUUGUGAAUGGUUUUGUAUUAGGAAGAUACUUCUUUGUAGGACCCCAACAGGCGCUAUAUUUACCAGGACCAUUUCUGAGAAGAGGAGACAACGAUAUAAUUGUUUUCGAACAUUACAAUGCUCCAAGUAUAUUGAAAUUUUCUGAAGAUCAAAUAUUUGGAGGACCUACGCAUGAUUGAGUUGAAUAAAC